AUGGCUGCUGUGAGAACUGCCAGUGGUGCGUCGAUUUUGGACAACAUUCGUACCAUUUACGGAACAACAGUUGCGAGAGAGCUGUUGGAAGUGAACUGUGAAAACCAAAGAUUUGCUUUCAAAAUGCACGGCUACAUUUCCAAUGCAAAUUAUUCGGUCAAAAAGCUGCAAUUCCUGUUGUUUAUAAACCACCGUCUUGUUGACUCCUCGGCAAUGAGGAAGGCCAUAGAAUCAUUGUAUGAAGCGUAUCUGCCCAAGAACAGCCAUCCGUUUGUGUAUCUAUCUCUGGAAAUUUCACCCAGCAAUGUUGAUGUCAAUGUCCACCCCACUAAACAUGAAGUGCAUUUCUUGCAUGAAGAUUCCAUCAUUGAAGCAAUACAACAAACAUUUGAAGAAAAAUUAUUGGGGGCAAAUUCAUCCAGGACAUACUUCACUCAAACUCUUCUUCCUGGAAUCUCUGUGACAGACACUUCUGCAGGUUGGUUUUAUUGAAAACCCAAAUCAGGGUAGGAUGAACCUGCAUAUGAAAGAGAUGGGGACAGGGUUCUCUGAAUAAACCUUUUUUAAGGCACCUGCUACUUUUAUUACUAGCAAACAAAAGUUUUAAUAACCUGCUUUGGUCUAAAACAAAAUUUAACCCUUUCCUGCCAGUUAUUUGUUUACCUUCAUUCCCAAGAUCUCAUUAGUUCUGGUAACCCUACAAUGUUAGCACAUAGAAUUUGGUAUUGGAUCAACUAAUAAUCUGUUAAUUGAUGUUUUUCUUUAUUCUUAUUACUUGUCUGGUUGAUAUGGUAUUGAUAUUGAAAGGAGAAAUUAUAUUUCAAUCUCCUAUGGGAGUUAAAGAGUCAAUGCUGGUUAUGCUCCUGGGUCCAGUUCUAUAAGGGGCAGAUAACACUAUGCGAUGGAUAAAUUUCUAUCCAGCAGAUAACAGUUAACAAAAUGUACUGUACUAUUCACUGGAUAGCGAAUUAUUCAGUGGAUAGCUUUAUUUGACAUUCUGACAAACAGGGCCUGGGCAGUAUUCCAUGCUGAGAUUGAAUUGGUUAUCAUCGCAUGUGGAAAACUUUUUGGAGAUUAUAUUGCUACUGAAAGUUGCCAGUUUUGUGACUUGUAUUUGGCAGUGAUAAAAUCUUUUUGUUACUAAGCGUUUGUGGCCCAAAAUAAAAAGUGAGAUCAACAUGAAGAUUUAUUGAUACUAGGUAAAUGCUCUAUCAAUUUCUAGUCACAAAAUAGCCAAUUUUUCCAUGGUUGUUGGGAAAUUAAGCCAUGAGAUGAAGUUGCAAAAAUGACUGCCAGCUCACUGUCUCAAACCAAUAUCAAACUGUUUUGAUUGUUAUGUGUUGUACUGCUGAGAAAGAAUUAACAAAUUCAGAAAUGGCUUUUAGAAAUUAUUUGAUCUCACAUUAGAUUUUUUAAAACUGUUUUUGAUUUUCUGUCAAAUUUGUUUCAGUUACAUCUGUUGAGGGAGAAAAAUCUAAUGGUGCAAAAGUUUAUGCUCAUCAGAUGGUGAGAACUGACAGCAGAGAACAAACUCUCCAUGCAUUCCUGCCUCCUAAAGAUCAUCCUGUCAAAUCAAAUGAAUCUAACAAGUAUGUACAAGGUUAAGUCUGUGUUACAGCAGUUGGUGUGUGUAUUUUACAAGCAAUGUGUUACACCAUGGGAUGAUGAAAGAGGGGUGACUUUUAAUGAAGAUUUCUAACAAUGUCAAAUGUUAAAUGGCCUUUUCCCUGUCUGAGGACUAUUUCCUUAUUCAUUUAUUAAAUCCUCCAAUUUUAGUUGACACAGAUUUAGUGGUGCACACUGUAAUCCAAGCCAAUCUAUAAUCAUAGGCAGCCACUUCUUCCCAUAGACUCUUGAAACUUAGAGAGAUAAAUUUGUAAGGAUUCCCUCAGAGUAUAAAUCUCUCGAUCACUAGAAUGUCACAUUGAAACAUAAGCAUGGCUGAUAAGUGUAUCUCCCCUUUACUUAAAUUACAGACUGAAAAGUAUAGAUAAUAAGCAAAUUUUUCUUGAUACCAAUUACCCAAUUCAGUAGUAGUUUCUAAUAUUAUGCAUGCAUUAUUUUUUAAGCAUUUCUCAGCUCUCCAGUAGUAGUAAACACAAAGCUAUUGCUAUGAACCAGAAUCCAUCUUCAACCAUUAUAAACCUUGAUGAGGAAUGUUCUGCUUCCCAUUCAGCUGAUGAGGACUUCUCUGAGCAGCCUGCAGGUAUUCAUUCAGUUUAUAAGACAUUUUACAAAAUUUUUAACCUUAAUUGUGCAAUAAGCAUCUAAUUUCUUGCAAUAUCACUCCUGAAUCAAAUAUUAAGGGCACUAGAAUAAAGGAAAUGACCACCAACAAAAGAAGCUCUUGAUUGUUAAACAAAUUCUCCUUGUCAGCACCAUAGGAAAUGUAUAAGGAACAGUAUAAAGAAUAUGCACACUGAUGUCAGGGUGUUGUCUAAGUUGAACCAAAUCACAAUAUAAUCUGGGUGAGAGAAGUCCUGAGAAAGACUAUUAUUGGUAAGAGAGACCUAAAUUUUGACAGUUUUGAUCAAUUUCCUCCCUUAUUUUAAGUAUGACAGGAAAAAGAAAUUUUCAAACCUAGAGAGAAAUCCUUUUACCUGUUGAGUUUUCAAGAAUUCCAAGUGAUUUUAAGCAGUAAGAAGAGGUACCACAGGGUACCACAUCAAAAAUAACACUAGAUCCAGAUAAGGAUAAGGAUAAGGAUCACCUAGAACAGUUUUUUUCUAAAGGUAGGAUCCACUUGUAAGAAGUAGUAAUAGUCCAAGUUAUAUUAUGUACAGAAACCUGAAUACUCAUAAGCUCUGGAAGCUGGAUAGGUCAGUCCAGUAUGCAUAGUCUGAUUGAUUUUACUUUCAGGCUCAAAAAAACCAAGAUUGGAAGAAAGAUCCGAAAAUGCAAGAAGUACCAGCAGUUCAGGAAUUUACCGAGAAAUUAGUCUGACCAGUGUACUGAAUUUGCGGAAGGCUAUAGAUCAGUCUGAACACAAGGGAAUGAAGGAGCUUUUUGAAGACCACAAGUUUGUUGGCUGUGUCAACAAGUCACUGGCUCUUGUUCAACACAGCACAAAACUGUACCUUGCCAACAUCACAACCCUCAGCAAGGAACUUUUUUACCAAAUAAUCCUCUUUAAAUUUGGCAACUUUGAUUUUCUACGUCUGUCAGAACCAGCACCAGUGCUUGAUCUUGCACUGUUGGCUUUAGAUUGUGAGGAGAGUGGUUGGACAGAGAAUGAUGGCCCCAAAGAUGAGCUGGCAACCUACAUUGUUAACUUGCUGAAGGAGAAGAGAACCAUGUUGUUGGACUACUUUUCUUUGGAAAUAGACAGUGAGGGUAAUUUGUUGACAUUGCCUAUUCUGUUGGAUGGUUACGUACCAAAUCUGAAUGGACUUCCUAUGUUUGUUCUACGUCUGGCUACAGAGGUUAGCAGCAGAAUAAUGUUAUUCAUAUGAUUUUGUUGUUUUCAACCUUGCAUAUGAAAGAAAGUGGUGAUAUGUACCCAGCAUUUUUUUCUUUCAUUUCAGAUAUUUUAAUUUUGCCCCAGGAAGAGAGAAAAAUAUAGAUCACACAUCACUAUGGGAAACUUACCUUUUGAAUGGUUUGAAAAUCCACUCACUCCUCCCCGAGAUCAAUGGCAAGUUUUCUACUCCAAAAAAAAGAGCCCAAACUCUAAUUUUCUCAUUUACAGCUGCAAUGCUUUUUUUUCAGACAAUUGCUGAUGAAUAAACUCCAACAUCUAAGCAUAUUAGAAUUAAUCCACCUUUUCUGCACAAUCCCAACCUUUCUAGGUGGACUGGGAUAGUGAAGAACCCUGUUUUCGGAGCUUUGCACAGGAGUGUAGCAGAUUCUAUGCAUUUAAACCAGACCCUUUUCAGGCUGAUGACAACUCAUGUGAAGAUGACAAUGAGGGAAUUGAUGCUACCAUGGCAAAACCAUCAUCAUCAUGCCAUUCAUGGCAGUGGACUGUGGAACAUGUGUUAUUUCCUGCCUUUCGAACUGGUCUUAUGCCUCCUUCCCGCUUUUCAGAGGAUGGAACUCUGCUUCAAAUAGCCAACUUGCCAGACUUGUACAAGGUGUUUGAAAGAUGUUAA
This is a messenger RNA of Pocillopora meandrina, 4091 nucleotides long. Lineage: Eukaryota; Metazoa; Cnidaria; Anthozoa; Scleractinia; Pocilloporidae. The record is from the annotation of a GenBank genome assembly.